CUUCGUUUGCAGACAACACUCGUCGUCCCAAGAUUUAAUGCACUGUCAGCCACGUCACGCUGCUGAAGCGUCGCUCACUUUGCCUCAGAUCGACACAUGCAGCCAUUGAUGGAUCUCCCUCCCACCACGUCUAUCUAACAGGUGGGCUGGUGGUUCGGAGGAAAUGAACCAUUUCCCCGGUUGGCACUUUGCGGCCCUCCUCCUCAGCCCGCUGCCUGUACGUCACCGCAUCAGCCUGUAAACCUGAGCAGCAACCAACACAUACACGCACGAAGAGGGAGGCGGGAGGAUGGAAUGAUCAGAUCUUAUAGUUGGAUUGCGUGUGACUGCAAAUCUUGCUCACCCUUCUCUCCGAUGGUGAUUCGGUGUGGGAUGCCUAUCAGGUCCAUGUCGGCAAACAUCACACCUGCACACACACAGACGCACCCACACACACAUGGCAGGCAGGCGUGAAAUUCUCUGUUCUGUUUGCCGGUCUUUCGUCGCGCCUACCCGGUCUCUCUUUACGAUCGUCCAGCAACACUUCAUACCCCUCGUCGACCAAGGCCUGGGAAACCGAGAAGUCAAGCGUAGUGUGGAGUUUGCCGUCAGUCAGAGGGGUGGAUGGGUUUGCUCACCUGCAUCAGCCGGUCUGCCUCCUCACGGACCGCGGCUGACUUGGCGUAAUUGAUCGGCACGAUGCCCACCUGCCGGUGGAGGGUCACUCAGACCAUGAGCAGUUCGCUGGCCAUCUUAUCACCUGGAAAGGUGCGAUUGCCUCCGGCCACAUGGUGCCCUUCUCAUCGUGGUGCUGCUCGAUGGCCGCUGCCACCACCCUGACACACACAGCACUCCAUGACACACGCCCCAGUACAUUAGUUCGUUCAGCUGCCUGACCUACCUGGUGAUCCCGAUGCCGUAGCACCCCAUGGCGAGUGUGACGGCUUUGCCGUUCUCGUCCAGCACUGUCGCCCCCAUUGGCUCGCUGUACUUGCGGCCCAACUGGAAGAUGUGACCCACCUCUAUCCCACGAACUAUUGACAACCUCCCCACACCGUCGGGACUACACACAGAGCACACAGCCACAACGGACAGACAGAGCAUUGCAAUGCGCCGCCCUUGCUUCCAUGAACCUCGGGUCUCCGUCCACGACGUUCCUCAGGUCUGCGACGGCAGCAGGCAUCGGGCAGUCGCGGCCCCAGUGGACGUGUCGGUAGUGCCGCCCCUCCUGGUUGGCGCCACACACAAAGUCGCACAGAGGGGUGGCACUAGCAUCCACAACCACAGGCACGUCUGGCGGCAGGUCGACUGGACCGACGUAGCCCGCGGGAAGGCCGCUACCUGGUCGAGCAUGGUUCAUGGCAGACAGAUAGUUGAAAAGCCGUCACGUGUCUGUGUGGUCUGAGUAUGUCCGUCUUGUCUUACUUGCCAGUGUGGCUGCGUUUGCCAGGGUGAGUGGCGACUUGACGAGGUCAAGCUUCCCCGCCUUGACCUCGUUCAGGUCAUGGUCGCCCCUGAUCCCCACACACAAGGAAGGACACGUAAAGAUCAACAUGACAUUCUGGCUGUCUCUCUCUCUGUGUGUGCGUGUGUGCAUACCUGAGGAAGAGCGCGACGACAGGAUGGUCAUCACUCGCACCCUCCACCAGCACCCCCUGACAGCACAAGCAAUGAGGCAAUGCCCAUGGCCACGACACAUUUCUCUGAUGAGGGACGGACCUUCAGUAUGUUGUGUGUCGGCACAUCCAGCAAAGCUGCAACUUCCUCGAUCGAAGUCGCACCCGGCGUCUCGACAGACUCAAUAGCCUGCAGAGGGAUGCCCAAGCGAACAGACAAGCAGUGCCUGGUAUGUUGUGCAAUCGUGUGUUUGCAUGCCCCACCCACCUGGUCCCCAUCUGAUGGUGCUGCGGGUGAUGGGUCAUGUGGUGGAAGCGCCUCAGCGAACUCUAUGUUGGCAGCGAAGGGGCCGCUGUCACUGAUGGGAGGCAUGAUUGAACGAACACACACGCGACGCGUUGGUUGGUUGGUCGGUCGUGAGUGUCAUGUAUGCGGCAAGCCUUACCUGACGGCGAUGGCGUCUUCGCCCGACUCGGCCAGCACCUGGAACUCAUGUGACACACUCCCACCGAUCGCUCCUGCAACCACACACAACGCAAAGACACACACAUCAUGUGCACGCCAACCAUGGCUGCCGUGCCCUACCAACCUGAGUCCGCCUGCACAGCCCUGAAGUCGAGCCCCAGCCGAGUGAAGAUGCGGUUGUAUGUCGUGUGCAUCGCCUGCACAGACGGACAGGCAGACCCUUUUCCGAACAGCCGUCACAUCACGCCUUCUCGUUUCUUGCUCACAUCGUAUGUUUCGCUGAGCGAGCCGUCGUCGAUGUGAAACGAGUAUGCGUCCUGCACACAAGGAGGGUAUCUGCCGGCGCAUGUGUGUGCUGUACGUCACCACGUGUCAUCUGACCUUCAUGAUGAACUCCCUCGCUCGCAUGACGCCAAACCGAGGCCGAAUCUCGUCACGGAACUUGGUCUGCACGAGGAGCACGGCACCACACGUGAGCUCUGGUUAGCAGAAUUUCUCCUCUCCCGACCUGUAUUUGGUAUAGGUUCAUGGGCAGCUGCUUGUAGCUGGACACGUCCCGACGAACCAGCUCCGUGAUGACCUCCUCGUGGGUCGGCCUGAGAGCAAGAAAGGGGAAAAUGGGCUACCCCUCCCUCCCUCCCUCCCUCCCUCCCUCCCCCUCUAUCAAUCUUGCUCUGGCUGGCUGGUUGCAGUCACCCGAGGGCAAAUUCUGCCUGGUGUCUGUCUUUGACCCUCAUGAGCUCUGGCCCGUAUUCGCUCCAGCGACCGCUCUCCUCCCACAACCGACUCGGCUGACCAAACGCAGACACAGACACCCGCAUUGACAGGUGGACAAAGGCGCGCUUGACAACUGUAGAUUCGACUGAUGCGUACCUGCACAACCGGCAGGAAGGCCUCCAGCGCCCCUGACCUGCACACAUGGAUGGAGGCCACACACAGGCACGUCACGUCGCCGUGUCGCAUACGGCCGUACUCUCGUGACCUAUUUACCUGUCCAUCUCUUCUCUGACGAUCCGCGUCACCUUCUGCACGACACGCCAACCCAGCGGCAGCCACGAGUACACACCUGCAGACAUCAAGCCAACAGAAGAAAUACAACAUUUUGCUUCUGACGGCGGUCAGGUUGCCGCUGUAGUUACCCGAUGCGAGCCUCCUGAUCAUUCCUGCCUUGAUCAUCAGCCUGUGGCUGGCUAUCUCGGCAUCGGCGGGGUCCUCCUUGAGCGUGUGCAGGGGAUACCCACUCGUCCGCCAACCCUAGCAGCAGAUCAGAGAACAACAUCCACUCAGGGUCAUCCCCCAUGUGUUGUGCUGAGGGCAGGGCUACCUUUCCAUUUGCAGAGGGGCUGCUUGGCUGGUCCGUCCUGGAUGCCGCAGCUUCCUCUUCCGCAACAGCCGAGGACACAACGUCCUGAUUCACCGCAACAGAGCUGAGCCUCCCCUCACUCCGAGAAGCCUUCCGUGCCCUCCUCUUGACGCUGGGCCACCAUGCACUGCCCCGAAGCGACGACAGGCCAUCGGAGGGCUGGAUGUAGCCCAGGCGGAGAAGCGAUGAGUGGAUGGAGGAGGGCAGAUCGAGGGAGAUCUGCAGCGCUGAUGCGACGAAGGCGACCAACAGGAUGAGGAGGUGCUGCAGCCGCCGCCUUUGAUGAGUCAUCAGGCCUCAGAUCUCCCAAUUCGUUGCCGAAAACAGUGUCAGUCGAUGCCAGCCUGCAGAAAAGAGAGAAUAAGUUGCACACGUUGUGUGUACAUGCAAGGCAGUUUUGUGUGUGCUGUGUCCUUCUCCUUGCCUUUCCUCUCCCU
Messenger RNA from Vitrella brassicaformis, 3861 nucleotides. The record is from the annotation of a GenBank genome assembly. Lineage: Eukaryota; Vitrellaceae.